This is a messenger RNA of Paramecium tetraurelia, 567 nucleotides long. RefSeq lists its product as uncharacterized. The record is from RefSeq and is a predicted model, not a curated record. NCBI's taxonomy places the organism in Eukaryota, Ciliophora, Oligohymenophorea, Peniculida, Parameciidae. The transcript has 2 exons.
AUGUAUUAAUUUAGAUCAUCAUUAUAUUAUGAACCAAGUGAUAGUGGCAGUGUUAAGUCUGUCCAAGUAGCAAAUUAAAAAUAAGAUUAACUUAAAUAUCUCACUGAUUAAUUAUAAGCUGUUAUAACGUUUAAUGAAAAAUUAGAAAUAGACUAUAACUAAUUAAAAUCGUAAAAUCACUAAUUAAAAUAAAUUUCUAUUGAAAGGGACAAAUAAUUAAAAGAAACAUCUGAAUCUUCUUAGAAAUCCAUUAAUAAAUUACAUGUAUUACUUUCUGAAAAUUAAAAAUUAUAAGAAAUAGUGGUCUCAACAAAUAAACAUGUAAAAUUAGCAAAUACUAAAGUCUCUUAAUAUCAAAAUGAAAAUAUCAUUUUUAAAUUAUCUAUACAAUAAUAGGAAGACUAUCAUUUAGAAGAGAUGAAAAAAAGAGCAACAGAAUUAGAAAAACAUUAUUCUCUAAUGUAAAAUAUAGUAACUGAGUUAACUAAUUAAGUUUCAUAGCUAUGCGAAGAAAAAUAGAAAUUACAAAAAGAAUUAAAUGAUAUUGGCAAAUCUUAAUAACACUGA